AUGUCUUCGGAGGAUACCUUCGAAGACGAUGGCUCUGCAAGACCUCGACUUCAUGCAGCUCGAUCCUACACGCAGAUACAAUCAUCGGGUGCAAAUCCUUUUGCGCGGAGCAGAUCAAAGACUAUGCAGGCUGGGCCAAUUUCCGAGAAUGGGGAUUCGGAACCGAUGCCACUGCCAUUGCCGCUAAAUGGCCAGGAACUGACUGGCAGUCCCGAUGUGUUUGAGAAGUCGGACCCGAUGGAUACGAACCCGGGGGACGAGGGCGAAGAAGGCUCCUUCAUAUCGCGGAGCUUGCAGGGAGAGCCGGUGGAGCUGCCAAUCGAACUGAUCAGCUUGACCGAUCGAUUCGUCGGAUCCCUCAACGCCAAAGUUCAUUCCUCUCCUCCUACCAUGGAUAGGAUCUCAAAUAUGUUUCAAGACUUCUAUGCUCGGGCAGACUCCCAUAUUGCCACACAUAUCUCUGCUCUUGCCUCUCGGAUAAAUCGCGAGCCGUCACCUCACUCUUCACCGGAAAAUGCGCGGGGUGCAACCCAGACAAAGGCCAAUGCGAAGGGAGGAAAGGCUGUUACAAGCCGCCAGAUGCUGACAGCUGUAGAAGUGGCUGAAAGGAGGAAAGCUCGUCGAUUCCUGGCUCGCAAACGUGUUGCGCUGGAAGAAGCUGUGGAACGACGCGCAUGUGAAAGCAUCUACGACAAGAUAUGGCGGCAUAGAAGUACGCUGGAUGAGGUUCGAGAUGAAAAGCUGCGUUCGAAGACCGCCGCUCUGUCUCUAGUUGGAACCGACUUGAAAGAACUGGGGGUUGACAUUGACCUUGCGGCUGUUGACGAAGAAAAGCAACAACAAACGAACGAAUGUCUCGCCACUGCGCGAGAGUGUCUCAUCAAAAUGAAUGAUGAAAAAUACCCGCUGGGGAAGCUUCAACAUUUGGCCGCCGCAUAUAAAGCGAUUGUCGAUGCCCUAACCAAGUUAAUAGGCUCGUCAGCCUCUGCCGACGAGAUUCUACCCACGUUGAUCUACUGUCUCAUUAAUUGUCCGCCAGAGGGCAUCAAUAUUAUCAGCAACUUGUCCUUCGUGCAACACUUCAGAUCAUCAAGCAAGAUCGAUGGCGAGACCGCCUAUUGCUUAACUAACCUUGAAGCUGCGGUCAGCUUCCUAGAAAAUAUAGAACUUUCUACCCUGCGUACCGGAGAGACACCAGAUAGCCAUACGUUGCCGCCAAGUGAUGCAACAGCCGCUCUUGAGAAGUCUGAAUUCCCUCGCCUCGCACAGGAAGGUCCAGUAUCGUCGGUGACGCCAGCCUCUGCAUCUCCGGAAUUUUUGAAACCGCCCACUCAGCAAGGCAUUCCCGCCACAUUGCCGAGACCUGCAGCAUCUUUAUCGCCUCAGCAGCGACGGCUGAGUAACCUUUUUCAGCCCCCCGCAAAGGUCUUGGGCGCUGCCAAUGACGCCGUCCGAAACACAGCGGACCAGGGCCUCAAAAAUAUCGGUGCAACCCUAGACAGCAGCCUCAACUUUGUAUUUGGUCGCCUUAAGGAGUUACAGGCAAACCACCAGGGUUCCGGUGUAGAAUCUCUACCCAAAACCUUGGCGGAAGCCCGCCGUCUUGUUGCAAACCCGGCGGAUGGGGACAAGAAAACAUCGGCUCAAGAGGAUAAUCUGCUCCGAGGAGAGACCCCUCCCACAGAGCGUACACACAGACCCUCUGAAUUGACAACCGAGGAAAGAUUGCGAAAUAUUAUGAGCGGGGGGAAGUCGUCCCGGGAUAGAAGUACGGAUAGCGUUCGAACCCAGAGCAGUAGUACUACCACAACACUCUCUGGUUCCCUACUCAAGGACGAGGCACAAACGCCAGGCUCCCUGCCGCCGGGACCCAGCACCCCUAUCACGCCUCUCGAGUCAAUGAAGAAUUUUGGAACUUCAUUUAACCCAUUAAGUCACAUCCCAGGAAUGAUCCGGAACCUGGGCCGCAAUCCCACCGAUCCUCCUACUCCUUCUCAUCCCUCCCCCGAAGUGAAAACCGCUACCGCAGACAAGACCCGUCUUCAGCCCACUCCCGCUAAGGAGGCUUCCCGACCUACAGGUCCUAAGCCGGACCCUCCCAUCCAGCGGUUCCUCGACAUCAAGGACGUCCAUGAUCUGAAGAUUGGAGAUAUAUCUCUUCUAUUAGAGGACUACAAGCGGCUUGCGGGGGUAUUAUUCGGACAGGGCGCAGGCCAAGAUUCUACAUAG
Messenger RNA from Penicilliopsis zonata CBS 506.65, 2229 nucleotides. RefSeq lists its product as hypothetical. NCBI's taxonomy places the organism in Eukaryota, Fungi, Ascomycota, Eurotiomycetes, Eurotiales, Aspergillaceae. Bases 1 to 2229 code for a protein of 742 amino acids. The record is from RefSeq and is a predicted model, not a curated record. Gene Ontology annotation, molecular function: small GTPase binding; guanyl-nucleotide exchange factor activity. Gene Ontology annotation, cellular component: cytosol; endocytic vesicle. Gene Ontology annotation, biological process: vesicle-mediated transport. The transcript is spliced from 3 exons.